Molecule: messenger RNA, 3927 nt
Organism: Emericellopsis atlantica
Lineage: Eukaryota; Fungi; Ascomycota; Sordariomycetes; Hypocreales; Bionectriaceae
Product: Hydantoinase B/oxoprolinase-domain-containing protein
Exons: 1
Coding region: 1-3927 (1308 amino acids)
Biological process (GO): glutathione metabolic process
Cellular component (GO): cytosol
Molecular function (GO): 5-oxoprolinase (ATP-hydrolyzing) activity
Source: RefSeq, a predicted model, not a curated record
AUGGCUACCGGUAUCCGCAUCGCCAUUGACCGCGGUGGCACGUUUACAGACGCCUGGGCUUCUGUACCUGGGCGGAAGGAGCAUAUUGUCUUCAAGACUCUAUCAGUCUCACCAGACGAGUACCCCGAUGCUCCGACAGAAUGCAUCCGCCAGAUCCUGGAAACAGCCACAGGGAAGCCUGUCCCCCGGGGCUCUCUUCUAGACCUGUCACCCAUCGAGAGCAUACGCAUGGGGACCACAGUCGCCACAAACGCUUUGCUUGAGCGCAAAGGCGAGCGCGUCGCCUUUCUUACAACAAAAGGAUUCAGGGACACGCUCUUCAUCGGCAACCAGACACGGCCAGAUCUUUUCGAUCUCUCAGUGAGGCGGUUGAAACAGCUGUACGAGACAGUCGUCGAGGUCGACGAGCGUGUCACCAUUGAGGGCUUCAGCGAGAACCCGGAGCCCCAGUCCAUCGACGUUUCAUCAGAUCCCAAUCUCAUCACGGGCCAAACAGGCGAGGUGGUCCGCAUCAUCAAGAAGCCCGAUCUCGAGGUGGUCCGGAAGGAUCUCGAGAACCUCAAGGAGCGGGGCUUCGAAAAUUUGGCCAUUGGCUUCAUGCACUCAUAUACCUUUCCUGAACAUGAGAUUCAGGUUACAAAAUUGGCGGAGGAUAUGGGUUUCAAGGUCUCGGCCUCGUCUGUGCUCCAGUCCAUGGCCAAAUUUGUCCCGCGCAGUCAGUCUGCCGUCGCCGACGCAUAUCUCACGCCCAUGACCCACACAUAUCUCGAGAGCUUCCGGGAAGGCUUCAAGGGGCAUUUGGAGGAUGAGAGCGCCAAUAAGCUGCUCAUCUGCCAGAGUGACGGCGGCCUGACCAGCUGGACCAAGUUCACUGGCCUGAGAGGUGUUCUGAGCGGCCCUGCUGGCGGCGUCGUGGGUCUGGCGAGGACUUGCUAUGACGAGAAGGAUGGGACACCUGUUCUCGGCUUCGACAUGGGUGGCACAAGCACAGACGUGGCUCGUUACUCUGGCGCGCUCGAGCACAUCUUUGAGAACACCAUUGCUGAAGUGACCAUCCAGACGCCCCAGCUCGACAUCAACACGGUUGCCGCUGGUGGUGGCUCGAUCCUGGCGUGGGAGAAUGGGCUUCUCAAAGUUGGCCCAGGCAGCGCUGGCGCGAACCCGGGGCCGGCAUGCUAUGGCCGCGGCGGUCCCCUGACCGUCACGGACGCCAACUUCCUCCUGGGCAGAAUCGUCCCAGACUUCUUCCCGCGGAGGCUGGAUCUGUAUGUCGUGCGUACCAAGUUUGCGGAGCUGUGUCGGCGGGUGAACAAGGACAAGGAGGCCGGUGCCGAGGACUUUACGCCCGAGACACUGGCUCUGGGCUUCCUGUCCAUCGCCAACGCGACCAUGACGAGGCCCAUUCGUACACUGAGCGAAGGCCGUGGGUACGGUGCCGCAAGUCACAACUUGGGUUGCUUCGGUGGGGCGGGUGGUCAACAUGCUGUCUUCAUCGCCAGAGAUCUGGGCAUCAAGAAGGCCAUUGUGCCACGGUACUCGAGUAUCCUGUCGGCAUACGGCAUGGCGUUGGCCGACGUUGUUGUCGAGAACCAGGAGCCUGUUUCGCUCACCUUUUCAAAGGACACCUUGCCUGAGCUGAGCACGCGCCUUGACUCCCUGUCCGGCAAAGGUGUACAAGGCCUCCAGCAGCAGGGCUUCGAUGGCGACUCGAUAGAGCAUGAGUGCUUCCUCAACAUGCGGUAUCAGGGGAGCGACACGUCCCUCAUGAUCCCCAAACCCGCCAACAUGUCCGAGUACGGUGACGCCUUCACGGCACGUCAUGCUCAGGAGUUUGGGUUUUCGCAAUCACGCGAUAUCCUCAUUGACGACAUUCGCGUCAGGAGUGUGGGCAAGUCGCGGGUUCUGGACAUCUCAAGCCCAUUUGAGGAGUUGAAGAAGUACCAAGAGAACGCGCAGCCUCAGACCCCGGAGCCCAUCUUCAAGAGAGAGAUAUUCUACGAAAAGUCUGGCUGGAACAAGACCAAUGUCUACCAGCUCAACACUCUGACCCCUGGUGUCCAGAUCACUGGCCCGGCCAUGAUUAUCGACAAGACGCAAACCAUUGUUCUUGACGCUGCCAGCAAGGCCAUCAUUCUUCCGGAGCACGUCAUCCUCGAGGUCAGCAAGCAUGAGGCGCAAGUCGUCGACACGGAGGCGGUCGAUCCCGUCCAGCUCAGCGUCUUUGGCCACCGCUUCAUGACGGUGGCAGAGCAGUGCGGACACGUCCUCCAGCAGACGUCCAUAUCCGUCAACAUCAAGGAGCGCCUCGAUUUCUCAUGCGCCAUCUUCUCGGCCGACGGCGGUCUUGUCGCUAACGCGCCGCAUAUUCCCUCCCAUCUCGGGUCCAUGAGCACAGCCAUUGCCUACCAGGCCCAGCGCUAUAAGUCAGGCGAGCUCAAGCCGGGCGAUGUGAUCAUCAGCAACCACCCGCAAGCCGGAGGAACGCAUCUGCCGGACAUCACCACCAUCACCCCCGUUUUUGACAGCGAGGAGGAUCCAAAGGAGAUCAUUUUCUUCGUAGCAAACCGCGGGCAUCACGCUGAUGUCGGUGGCAUCGCCCCGGGAUCCAUGCCUCCCAACUCUACCGAACUGUGGCAGGAGGGCGCUGCCAUCGAGUCCUUCAAGAUGAUCAAGGAGGGUGCCUUUGACGAGGAGGGCCUCUAUGAGCACAUGUACACCAAGCCUGCCUCAUUCCCGGGAUGCAGCGGUACGCGCACGUGGAACGACAACCUCGCGGAUCUCAAGGCGGCCGUUGCGUCCAACAAGAAGGGCAUUGAGCUUAUCCGAUCCCUGAUCAACGAGUUCACCUGGCCGGUGGUGCAGUUCUAUAUGAAGGCGAUCCAGGAGAAUGCUGCGCAGGCCGUGCGCGACCUGCUCAAGGGCUUUGCUGCCAAGUACGAGGGUGGUGUCCUAGAGAGCACCGAGUACAACGACGAUGGCAUCGUGUUCAAGCUCAAGGUGACGAUUGACAAGGACUCUGGCGAGGCCGUCUUUGAUUUCACCGGGACAGGAGCCGAGCACAGCGGCAACCUAAACGCGCCCCCGACGUGCUCAUACUCUGUCAUCAUGUACUGCCUGCGAUCCAUGAUCUCCGCCGACAUUCCCCUGAAUCAGGGCUGCCUCAAACCCAUCAGGGUCGUCUGCCCCGAGAACACGAUCCUAUCGCCCUCGCCUACCGCUGCUACCGUUGGCUGCACGACCGAGACGUCGCAGAAACUAGCCGAUCUUAUCUUCCGCGCGUUUAACGCUGCCGCUGCCUCCCAGGGCACGAUGAACAAUCUGACUUUUGGCUGCGGCGGGACGGACCCCGUCACGGGCGAGGUCAAGAAGGGCUUUGGGUACUACGAGACGAUUGCCGGCGGCGCUGGCGCUGGUCCAGGCUGGCACGGGGCCAGCGGUGUUCACACGCACCUGACGAACACGCGCAUCACCGACCCCGAGAUCUUCGAGAAGCGAUACCCCGUGCUGCUGCACGAGUUCUCGAUACGUAAGGGCAGCGGCGGCCGGGGUGAGUUCAACGGCGGCGAUGGCUGCGUGCGCGAGAUUGAGUUCCGCAUGCCCCUUCAGGUGUCCGUGCUGACGGACCGUCGCGUCACCGCGCCAUAUGGCCUAGAGGGCGGGCAGGAUGGCGCGCGGGGCGUGAACCUGUGGGUAAGGAAGGAUCCCGUCUCGGGACUGAGCAGACAGACGAGCCUUGGGCCGAGGAAGACGACGCACUUUGCGGCUGGGGACCGCAUCAUAAUCUUGACGCCUGGGGGUGGUGGCUGGGGCGACGAGAAGAAGAGGAAGACGGACACGGCUGCGGAAGGGGGCAUCAAGGGGGCUAUCAAGUCGUUGAUGACGAAUGGGUCGCUGGCAUUGAGGAAUAGCAUCGCAGCUGGGAACUAG